AUGAUGGACAUUGAGGCAAUGUUACAGCGCCUCAAUCCAAAUGCGGAGGAGUAUGUCCCAUCGACAGUGCAGCACAGGCCGACUGCUAUUGUUCGGACUAUUCCAUCCAGAUACGCUUCUUUUAAGAGGAAUUCCAUGCAGAAGCUGCAGAAAGUUCCUGCUUGUGCCGAACGUUGGCGACGACAACCGAGAACGUCACAAAUUUCCACCGAAGAAUCCAUCAAGAGGACCGUUUAUGUCUCUGACAUUGAUCAGCAGGUUACAGAAGAACAACUUGCUACACUUUUCUUGUCCUGCGGUCAGGUCGUUGAUUGUCGAAUCUGUGGAGACCCCAAUUCUAUCCUUCGAUUUGCUUUUGUAGAAUUCACAAAUGAAGAAGGAGCAAAAAAAGCCCUGACUGUAGCAGGAACCAUGCUGGGAUACUACCCACUCCGCGUCUUACCUUCAAAGACUGCCAUUCUGCCAGUUAACCCCAACUAUCUGCCCAAGAGCCAGGGCGAGAAGGAAAUGUGUGCUCGCACUAUCUACUGUACAAACAUUGAUAAGAAGGUUGCUCAUUCUGAUGUGAAGCUGUUCUUUGAGUCACUCUGUGGAGAGGUAUGUGUGCAAGCUAUGAUGGAAUAG
This is a messenger RNA of Closterium sp. Naga37s-1, 624 nucleotides long. NCBI's taxonomy places the organism in Eukaryota, Viridiplantae, Streptophyta, Zygnematophyceae, Desmidiales, Closteriaceae. The record is from the annotation of a GenBank genome assembly.